GGCACAACCGUCGCACGACACCGGUCGGUCGACGAAGCGUGGUCGGGACGAGAGCCCCGGAGAAGCAGACGAAUGAGUCGAUCGCGAGAGGAUUAAAAACGUGAGAACACACGAUGCGCCGCCGCGGAAGACGACGACGUCCAGCUGAUUGUUCGUAAACGAUCGGUGGAAGAAAACCCAAGGGGAAUAAUAUAGUCACGCGUAUUUCGACGGAAAUAGAGAAAGACAAAAGGAAAGCAUAAAAACACGUUCCCGUACGUGAUCGUCGUCGGCUUACCAGGAGAAAAAGAAGCCCACAGGAUCAUGAACGUCCGACGGUUGCCCGGUUUCAUGUACCACUACAAGGUGGUCACGCUGUUCGUGCUUUCGAUACUCCUUCUGGUCGUCUACUUGCUCCUCCACUGGGGUAUUAUGUGCACGAAUCUCGAAGCCUGGCGGCACGUAUCCAACGUGUGCAGCACGCACAGAAAAGGAGCUGCAAUAGGAAUUCUAUGCGACCCGCUAUGCGCAGAAAGAGGCAUUCAUUCGCUCGCGUGCGAAACGCUGCAUGCUGGCAAAGAAGCGGUAUUCUCUGCACACUGGGAAGCGACACGGCUAGUAUUCAAAGCCUCGAGAACGAAGACCCCGGCUGAGCAGUACGAGUCGCUCUACUGGAUAGACGCGUCCGGCAUAAAACACUUCCCUACCGAAGAGGACUUCAGCAACAUGAUCAAAGAUCUGGUCGUUAGCAAACUGAACGUGACGCUGUCGGGGCAUCAAUUAGAAAGGCUAGCGCGACUUCGAACGCACCGUAUCGAGACCGAGCCAACCAGGCGACAGCUCGAGAUGGAGAAUCUUUGGCCGUUGCUGCAGGAGAACGAGUACCUGAUGAGCAUCCUCUACGAGGACAGGGAUAUUUUUCCACAGCUGAUUGGCACAUGCGGGACAUUCUACGCGGUCGAAUAUGUCCGACCGAUAGAAACACCCACGACGGUGCUGGCCCUAUCCGACUCGAAACCGGAAUGGGCGAAACGGUUGAAGCUCGCGGUGAUGAUACUGGACCUGCUCGAGGAGCUCGACACCAAUUUCCCUGAACCGAUACAUCUGUGCGACGUGAAGAUAAACCACUUCGGUUUACCCCUAGGCGGACAGAAGCUCAAGUUUCUCGACCUGGACGCUGUCUACCCUAAAACGUUUAUCAGCCGUAUCACGUCGGACAAGAGGAGCUGCGUGAAACACGAGGACUGCGACUACUUCGACUGCAGGUCGGUCUGUUCGAAGAACAAGCGUUGCGAGUCGCCGGUACUGAACAAUAACUUACAGAUCGUAUGCGAGAAGAUAUUCCUCGGCUGGACUCUCUCAGGGACUAUCAUAAUACCUGGACUACUUAUGUCGGAGCACACCACCAGCACGUUGGCAGUACUGUUACGGCAAUGCGCGAAUCCAGCCGGUGACAUCGAGCACUUGCCUCGCGCCGCUGUGCCAGAUAGCUUAAAAACGCGGUUAUAUAAUAUGCUGCACGAAAUGGAACAGGAAGUUGCUGCUUCUGUGUAGUUAUUAUUUCGUUGGGAUUCUUUCAACCGAAACCCACAAUCAGUGGCUGA
Messenger RNA from Dufourea novaeangliae, 1583 nucleotides. It is a transcript of the gene aln, whose product is annotated as protein FAM69C. Lineage: Eukaryota; Metazoa; Arthropoda; Insecta; Hymenoptera; Halictidae. The record is from RefSeq and is a predicted model, not a curated record. The transcript is spliced from 4 exons. The coding region runs from base 304 to 1533 and encodes 409 amino acids.